Molecule: messenger RNA, 1940 nt
Organism: Vigna angularis (adzuki bean)
Lineage: Eukaryota; Viridiplantae; Streptophyta; Magnoliopsida; Fabales; Fabaceae
Product: protein MIZU-KUSSEI 1
Exons: 3
Coding region: 985-1686 (233 amino acids)
Biological process (GO): hydrotropism
Source: RefSeq, a predicted model, not a curated record
AGUCUCACUUUUGUCUAAUCUUCAAGGCUGUACUGUCUCAUGUCGCUUAUGAUUCAGACUCUCUGCGUUACUGUAAUUGUCUUAACACAACCCACACUUGCCACCUAACAUCAUCAAAAACACUUUUGUCGUCAAAUGUAUGACAUUUUUUCUCCCCUCACUUUCCCACCUACAAUCAUCAACACCUUCUUUUGUCUCCUACACGUGCCAAAUACACCAUCAAAGCUUUCCAUUAACUGCCAAACUUUGGUGUCUAUUACACAACCAAAAGCAAACGACAUCCAAGAAGCUGAAGCAGAAGAUAGGCUUAGCACGUGUUAGAUUUUUUGAAAACGGAUUUUGCAACGAUGGGGCUGGAUGAGGAUUUUGAAUGGGGAACAUUGUGUGAAAAGAAUGGGUCCCUUUGGUUCAAAAAGAAGGAGAAAAGAAGGAAAAGGAGGAAUUUUUGGUGAUUGUGUUGUUUUAGGAAGGGGACGCAUGGGUGGGUAAAGUGAGAACAAGAGUGGCUAAAAAGCAAACGGCAAUGAAAUUGAUUUAGGGUUGGACGCACCACGCUUGGCCCCAAACAUCCUCCCACAUGGUUUUGUGAAAACAGGACAGAGACAUUAGAUGUAGUGCCGUCUUGUGGUGGCUCAACUAUCCCACACAAACCACUAUUUCUUUGGAGAUGUAGGACCUUCUUCAUGAUUCACACCACAAAAAGCUACUUCCGAUAAAACAUUUCAGUUGGUGACAAAAUAUAUAAGCAAGCAGUGCUUCAAACCAAUCAAACACUAGAUUCCUGUAGAACCAGUUUUGAUGAGGAGCAUGAGGUCAACUGUAGAACAUGCAAAGGAAAAAGAGAAAAGUGACUAGAAUUAUGAAUUAUCAUCUAUCUACACAUGCACUUUUGUUAUUUAAGCAAGUCCUGAACCACACACAACACAAGAGGUGCAAAGUGCAGCCAAACCAGUUUAAGACAGCAUAAACACACAUAUUUAUAAUAUGGCCUACAUCGCCACCACGGUUGGUGCCAGCACCGUCACCACAGUGGAUUGUCAGAAACAAGUAAGAUCAUGGAGGCUACUACGUUCCAUCAUGGAGCUUCUAAUUCCCACUUGCAACUGCACCUUCUUCCUCGAAGAACAAGACCAAUCACCAAAGUGUCUCCAACAAAAGUAUCCACGACAACAACAUCAACAACUCAUGACUUGUGCCACAAUCACUGGCACUAUCUUUGGAUAUCGCAAAGGAAAGGUCAGUUUUUGCAUCCAGGCUAAUUCCAAGUCAAGCAACCCAAUUCUGCUGCUAGAGUUGGCAGUUCCAACAAGCGUUUUGGCAAAGGAAAUGAGAGGGGGCAAUCUCAGAAUUGUGCUGGAGAGUUCAUGUAACAACACCAACAACAGUAAUCUUUUUUCCUCACCUCUUUGGAGCAUGUACUGCAAUGGGAGGAAAGUGGGGUAUGCUGUUAAGCGUAGGCCUUCAAAUGGUGACUUUGAAGCACUGAGUUUGAUGAGUUCUGUUGCUGUAGGGACUGGUGUUAUAAACAGUUGCAAGGAACUGCAGCAUCAAGAGGACGAGCUUAUGUACCUUAGAGCCAACUUUCAAAGGGUUCGUGGUUCCUCCAAUUCUGAAUCUUUUCAUUUGAUUGACCCUGAAGGAAGCAUUGGUCAAGAGCUUAGUAUUUUCUUUUUCAGGUCCAAGUGACCUUAAUUAACUUGUUUAUUAUUAUUGCUGUGUAUAUAUAUAUAUAUUCAGAGUCGUUAAUUUCAACUUUCAAAAGCUUACCCUUUUUUGAGCCGUGCCUAGGUAUGCAUUGCAUGGUUUUGUCCUAUGUUCUGUAUGUAUAGUUUUCAAAGUGCUCUUCUUUUUUGUUGGCUGUGUUAGGUUUGGACAGAAUUUAACAAUUUGGGAGAGGUAGCUUCAAGCCUAUCAGUCUAUUGGCUUUUUUUUCCACUCCC